This is a messenger RNA of Amyelois transitella, 1689 nucleotides long. RefSeq names its product CAP-Gly domain-containing linker protein 1 (gene CCDC151). The coding region runs from base 1 to 1689 and encodes 562 amino acids. Gene Ontology annotation, biological process: outer dynein arm assembly; cilium movement. The record is from RefSeq and is a predicted model, not a curated record. The transcript is spliced from 12 exons. Lineage: Eukaryota; Metazoa; Arthropoda; Insecta; Lepidoptera; Pyralidae. Gene Ontology annotation, cellular component: cilium.
AUGGCCACUUGUUACCAAAAACAUCCAUUUGAGAUCGAGCACGAAGAUCGUCUCACAACUAUAAACACGAAAAUAUUUGAAAUCAAAAAGAAAAUACAAUUGUCAGAGGGUCAAAGGAAGUCGUGUUAUGAAGAGAACGAGCAAGAAAAGCAGCAAAACAAUGACCUCAUAGAAACCCUUAAGAAGGAAAUUAAACUGAGGCUUGAUGAGUUAACAAAAGCCAAAGUUGUGAUUGGAGAAGAAGAGAUACAAGUGAAAAAGUACUUAAAUGAUGUAUGUCCUGUAGGAAAUAAGACUAGUGAUCAGAUAAUACAUAAUCUGGAUCUAAAAGUAAUAGAACAGAGGAAGCUGUUGGACCUACUCAAGUACGAGAAACGUAGCAAGAAGAAUAAAUUGCAUAAUUUGGAGAAAGAAUACGAACAUUUACUCGUAGAAAAUACGAAAGGUGAACUCGUGAAGUCGAAAUCUAGCACCAGAGCCAGAAAGAAAACUUCCCACUUGGAAAAUGAAAUUCACAAAGUUCUCAUUCAAUGGACUGAAGCUGAACUCGUGAAGAAAAAAUAUUUCUCCAUCAGACAAGCUCUCAUAGACGAUUCGGUCAAGUUUGAAAGCUCACUCACGCUUAUAGAAGACGCAUUGAAAAAACAGAAGGAGGAGAUAGGUAAACUUGAGAAAAUCCGAGAAGAAGCAGCGGAGAUGCGCGUGCGCGCUACAGCUGCCACGUCAGUAGAAGCUGAGCGCGCUCAUGAUGCAGAGCAUAACAGGACUCAGGAGAAGGCGUACUUCGCGCAGAGGUUCGCAGAGAGGAAACGGGAACUCGAGAAACUGGAGAAGAGGAUAUUUCCUCCACAAGCUCGUGUGGUUCGACAAGAAUCUAUAAAGUCUGAUGAAGGUGAAAUUGUAACUGAAGAAGAAACAGCUGCUGUUCAAAUGGAACAAAUUUUCCAAAGACUCAUGAAACUAACAGGAGCAAACGAAGCUGAAGAAGUAUUCGAAAGGUUUCAAGGUCAACGCGAAACGAGCAAAAGGCUGAACUACCUCCAGCAGACCAUCGAGGAAGAAAAGUUACAAUUAGAAGAAACGCAGACCACACUCCUAUCGGAACUAGAGGCGUUCAAAUUCGCUUCAGUCAAAGAUAAGGAUGAAGGACAAGAGCAAAUAAACGAUUUGAAGGAAGAGAUAAAACAAGAGAACGAGAUUCACGAAGAGCUGCAGAAGCAGCUGGAUGAACUAGAAACAUUACUACUGGAGAUCAAACGUCUGUUGUAUGAUCUCUGCAAACUUUUAGAUGUGAUACCAGAUCCUCCAAUACCAGAGUGGACAGCAGAAGCCAGGGAUGUGCAAGAGUUGAUAGUGGUACUAACCGUGCGUUAUGAGAAAGCGGUCACCAGGGCAGGCGAGAUCCGAGACAAACAGGGGGGGGAGUCUACCACCAUCGUCAUACCUUCGAACCCAACAAGCCGUCCGCAAUCCUCGGUAGCCGGGUUGAGUACCAGCCAAAGCACGCCCAAAGAGACUGAGAAGAUCGUGCCAACUUAUAAAGAACUAGUCACUAAGGAACCGGUCAAAGCCCCACCCUCUGACGAAGAAGAAGAUAUACCCUCAAGAUGCUACUUAAAACGGCAGGCUCAACUCAUCAUUGACACCAAAUGCAGAAGAAAGGGAUUCAGGGCCUUUCCCAGGAAGUAA